UGCACUUAUGUGAAUAUGAACCAUCGAUGAAAACUUGUGUAAUUAUAUUUGUGGAUCGCAGCUGAUCAGUUGUUGUUGUACCGUGUUUGCGCGCGAAUAACUAUACAUGAUGAUGUUCGUAUCUAAAUUACUUUAUGCAACUUUCUUUUACGUGUCAACAUUGAAGUGUUCUACAUCGGAGUCAACAGAAGUACCGUUUAAGUAUGAAAAUAUUAAAUCGGACAAACAUAUUCUUGAUUAUUUAUUGAGUCCUGGAAAGUAUGACAAACGAUUAUUGCCGUCGGUACAGGGACCUGCAUUAGUCAACGUCAGUGUAGUGCUGUUCACGCUAUCGUCUCCAGAUGAAUCAAGCUUGAAAUAUGACAUCGAGUUUUUGCUGCAACAAGAAUGGUACGACCCGCGGCUACGGUUCUCCAACCGAACCAACUACAAUGUACUGAACGGCAUUCACCACCACGACGACGUAUGGCUACCGGACACGAAUUUCCACAUGCACGGAGACUUCAAGCAGACUCAGAGACCGAUGCGGUUCACAUUGAGUGUGUAUAAAGAUGGUCGGGUGGAGUACACUACCAGGCGUCAUCUGGUGCUGUUGUGCGAAGGUUCGAUGAAUAUAUUUCCGUUCGAUCAACCACUGUGCACGUUUUCCAUGGAGAGCAUAUCGUACGAAAAAUCAGAUCUGAAGUAUGUGUGGAAGAACAACAGUUACAUUUUGAUGAAAUCGCCUUAUUUGAAAACUUCAAACGCGUACUUGGUGCGGAACCGCACUUAUGAAUGCGCUUCCACCGGAAGUUGGAGAGGCGAUUACAGUUGUCUGCAAGUGGAAAUGAUAUUCAGCAGGGACCGAACGUUUUACUUCGCGACCAUUUUCAUACCGGGGUUGAUUUUGGUGACGUCGUCGUUCAUCACGUUUUUCCUGGAAUGGAACGCGGUGCCGGCGAGAACGAUUAUAGGCGUCACGACGAUGUUGAACUAUUUCACGACAUCCAACAGCUUUCGGCGCACGCUGCCCGACGUGGCCAAUCUGACCGCUAUGAACGUGUGGGACGGCGUAUGUAUGUCGUUCGUGUUCGCCAGUUUCGUGGAGUUCGUAAUCGUCAACAGGACGGGGCGAAGGAAGAUCAAAUCGAAAAACUUGGGCAACUGCAGUAUUUCAAAGAAGAUCGCCAAAGAGUUUAAAUGUACGGAGUGUACUCAAAACGUUUGUUCGCAUUCUCUACUCAUAGACGUAAUUCCAAAAGCGAACGAAAACAUCGAGAAACUGUCAAACAAUCCGGUCCAUCUAGCCAAAACAAUCGACAUGAUAGCGCGUUUCACGUUUCCCUCGUUGUUCGUCAUGUUCUUGGCGUUCUUUUUCUUUUAUUACUCGGUUAACGCCAACAAUCAGGUUAUAUCCAUCGGUUCCGACUGAGAACUCGCACGCCGAUUUCAAUAAUAACAAUAAUAAUGAUAGCAACAAUACCGUCUCGUUGUUUUCUGUUGUCGGCACGUCAUCAUUGCACAUGCAUGCGCACACCUAAACUCCGAUUAAAAUGAAACGUGUCGACAGUGAAACGAUUUAUAGCAAAAUCGGUGCGUUUAGCUAAAUGUUUCAACCACCACGUUUUCGUAAUGUUAAAACCGUGUACAUUUAAUGGAAAAUAAUAAUAAUAAAGAAAAACCGUUUCACGAUAUUAUCGUAUUAUGGCAUGCGCUCAGCACUGGCUGUAGACAAAUUAUUUACAUGAGUACAUGUUAGAUAUAUAUGUAGUUUAUAAAAAUUAUUAUAUUCGUUAUUUGAUAAAAAAAACUUCCAAGUUAAAAUUUUGCUCAAGGUUCGAUACGGCAAGCCUUAACGAAUGAAAAUAAUAACGAUAAUUUUUCCGCAAUAUAUUUGUUGACGAACGCAGCAGUAUUAUGCCCGGCCAUGUAUUAUACGGACCAAGUAGAUCGCUUUUUUAAGACCGUAAAGUGAUUAUGGAAUACAUCUCACCUACAGCGUCUACUGUUCCCCUUGAUGGACGUGAAACAUUUGUAUAAGAAAUUGUAUUAUUUAUUCAUGUAUUUAUUUGGCAAUGUAUAGACUAACGGUA
Messenger RNA from Sipha flava (yellow sugarcane aphid), 2072 nucleotides. RefSeq names its product glutamate-gated chloride channel-like. Gene Ontology annotation, cellular component: synapse; membrane; neuron projection. The transcript has 11 exons. The record is from RefSeq and is a predicted model, not a curated record. Gene Ontology annotation, biological process: regulation of membrane potential; chloride transmembrane transport; signal transduction. Gene Ontology annotation, molecular function: neurotransmitter receptor activity; transmembrane signaling receptor activity; chloride channel activity. Bases 107 to 1411 code for a protein of 434 amino acids. NCBI's taxonomy places the organism in Eukaryota, Metazoa, Arthropoda, Insecta, Hemiptera, Aphididae.